This is a messenger RNA of Photinus pyralis (common eastern firefly), 1862 nucleotides long. RefSeq names its product zinc finger protein 708-like. The record is from RefSeq and is a predicted model, not a curated record. The transcript has 2 exons. Gene Ontology annotation, molecular function: DNA-binding transcription factor activity, RNA polymerase II-specific; RNA polymerase II transcription regulatory region sequence-specific DNA binding. NCBI's taxonomy places the organism in Eukaryota, Metazoa, Arthropoda, Insecta, Coleoptera, Lampyridae. Gene Ontology annotation, cellular component: nucleus. Gene Ontology annotation, biological process: regulation of transcription by RNA polymerase II. Bases 157 to 1719 code for a protein of 520 amino acids.
CCUAACCUCAUUUCGCUGUCAAAGAUUUUUCUAGUUUCUGGAAACCCCAAUAAUUGAGGAAAAAUUAUAAUGUACAAUUGUUUGAGGUAAAUACGCCCAUGUAACUAUUUGUGGUUACAAUUACCGAAGGACCAUUGCUCUAAACGGGUGACUGUUAUGUCGACUGUUGUGAAACUUGAAGUCGAUAAUGAAGUGAAGCAAGAAGUAAAAAUCAAUACAUUAAUUGAUGAGAAACUUUUACUUAAUGAAACUGUCUCCGGAACGAUAAAAGAAGAAAUUGAUGAGGUCGCACAUGUUACACAGAUUUGGAAAAAUGAAAACAGUGUCAAGCAGGAAAAUGUGGAUGAACAGUUUCCAUAUGUUGCCGAACCCCCAAUUUCAAAAGGUCUUAAUUGUGCCCACUGUGGUUACACAACCAAUAACAAAAACAUUUUGAAAGCGCAUCUCCGAAUACAUAAAAUUGGCCAAGAUUUGAAAUGUGCACAGUGCGAUUUUGCAACAAAUAAUAAAUCACUUUUUAAAACACAUCUGUUAAAGCACAUCAAUCCCAAGAAAUUUAAUUGUGCUCAGUGUGAUUAUCAAACCGAUUUUAAGUCAAAAAUUUCGUCACAUCUGUUAAUCCACGAAGGAACGAAAGAUUUUAAAUGCGAUCAGUGUGAUUAUGCAUCUACCACCAAGUACAGUUUAAAGACGCAUCUGCUUUCACACAAAAUUUCGAAGGAUUUUCAAUGUGCUCAGUGUAAUUACGCGACAAAUAAUAAAUACCAUUUUAAAGCGCAUCUGUUACGACACGACACUUCCAAGAAAUACAAAUGUUCCCAGUGUGAUUACGCAACAAAUAAUAAACACCAUUUUAAACCGCAUCUAUUACGGCAUGAGACUUCGAAGAUUUUCAGAUGUGCUCAGUGUGAUUUCGCAACCAAUUAUAAAUUCAGUUUUCAGUCGCAUCUGCUAACACAUAAAAUAUCCAAGAAUUUAAAGUGUGUUCAGUGUUAUUACGAAACCAAUUAUAAAUCCAGAUUUAAGUGGCAUCUGUUAACACACAAGACCGUUUCCAAGGUUUUUAAAUGUGCCAAGUGUGAUUUUGUAAGCAAUUACAGAUGUAAUCUUAAAUCACAUUUGCUCAUUCACAACACGUCCAAGAUUUUCAAAUGUGCUCAGUGUGAUUACGCAACCAAUAUUAAGCAGAAUUUAAAAACGCAUCUGCUAACACACAAAACUUCCAAGGAUUUUAAUUGUGUUCAGUGUUAUUACGCAACCAACUAUAAACUCACUUUUAAAAGACAUCUGUUAACACACACCGCGACUUCGAAAAAUUUAAAAUGUGCUCACUGUGAAUACACCACAAGCGAUAAAUUAUGGUUGAAACAGCAUUUGUUAAAACACAAAGCCGGAAAGGAUUUUAAGUGUGGAGAGUGUGGCCACGCGACCAAUAACAAAUACUCGUUUAAGUCGCAUCUUUUAACACACAGGGCCUGUGAGGAUUUCAAGUGCCCCCAUUGCGAUUACGCUGCCAAUAAGCAGUGCUAUUUAAAAUCACAUUUAUUGACACACAAGACUUCCAAAAACUUUAAAUGUGCUCAUUGCGACUAUGAGAGCAAUUACAAAUCCACUUUGAGAAGUCAUCUGUUGGCGCACAGGGUUUCCAAGAAAUUCAAGUGUGCUCAGUGUGAUUACGCAACCGGUAAUAAGAACCUUUUUAAAGCACAUCUGUGUUAAUGCACAAGUCCUCGGAGGAUUUGAAAUGUGCUCAGUGAAAUUGCAAGAAACUAAGUACAGAGUGUUGCAAAUACUCUCUCCAAGCUUUGCUGUGGGAUUUGGCUAUACUGGAUUUGCACAAAUUAGUAGUGUAUUUAUUUAUU